Hibiscus syriacus is the source of this 455-nucleotide messenger RNA. Its product is annotated as cytochrome b-c1 complex subunit 9-like. The coding region runs from base 81 to 302 and encodes 73 amino acids. Lineage: Eukaryota; Viridiplantae; Streptophyta; Magnoliopsida; Malvales; Malvaceae. The record is from RefSeq and is a predicted model, not a curated record. The transcript is spliced from 3 exons. Gene Ontology annotation, biological process: mitochondrial electron transport, ubiquinol to cytochrome c.
UUUCCCCACUUCUUAGAUCCCUGCAAACCCUUAUCGCAGAUCCCAGCAAGAUCGACUUCCUAACAUCUUCAGUAAUCGCCAUGGACUACGCAGCUAAGAGAAGAGGUCAAGGAGGCCUUUUCGAAGGUCUUUAUAGAGUUAUCAUGCGCCGUAACUCCGUCUACGUCACCUUUGUCAUCGCCGGUGCUUUCCUCGGAGAACGGGCUGUGGAUUAUGGAGUUCAUAAGCUCUGGGAAUACAACAAUGUUGGGAAACGUUAUGAAGACAUUCCGGUGCUGGGUCAGAGGCAAUCUGAGGAAUGAAAUUGACCCCCCCCCCCUUUUUUUGUUUCUUUCGAAGUUGUUAAGUGAUGUGUCUGAGCAUACAUCUAUUUGGUGGCAAUGCGCGUUGUUGCAAUAAAAUGUUGUUUAUUUUGGGGAAACAUGUCUUUAUCAACAAAGAGCUGGGAUAUUUCA